Molecule: messenger RNA, 1680 nt
Organism: Sander lucioperca (pikeperch)
Lineage: Eukaryota; Metazoa; Chordata; Actinopteri; Perciformes; Percidae
Product: chemokine-like receptor 1
Exons: 2
Coding region: 285-1286 (333 amino acids)
Biological process (GO): inflammatory response; positive regulation of macrophage chemotaxis; chemotaxis
Cellular component (GO): plasma membrane
Molecular function (GO): G protein-coupled receptor activity; complement receptor activity
Source: RefSeq, a predicted model, not a curated record
AAGACUUGAAAUAUCCACAUAAUAUUACAUUUACAUUUAUUUAUUUCAAUUAUUUUGACCUCUGUGACUAUGUGAACCCACUUAAACAGCUGAAACCCAUAAACAUAAAAUGCGUAAGUGAGAGGAGGUCAGAUUCUUAUCUGUUCUGUGUAAAUUCAGAUUUUUUUUUUUCGUCACUAACAUUGCCCAGAAAACAGAAGUGAGAAGUUGCAUUUGGCAACAAGGGACGAAAGGCACUUUCAAGUUAUUUCUUCUCCGUCAAGACAUAGCGAAAAGUAACCAGCAUGGCUGUGGAUUAUGUUGACUAUGACGAUUACACUGCAGACAAUGACACCAAGAAUAACAACACCCCAACUGGAAUACUGCCUUUCAAUAGUUCUCAGUCUUCUUUGAAUCAUGUUCUAGUGACGGUCAAUAUCAUUAUAUCUGUUAUUGGCCUUGGAGGAAAUUCAUUAGUGAUCUGGAUUUGUGGAUGGAAAAUGAAAAGAACAGUCAUCACCACCUGGUACAUCAGUCUGGCCAUUUCAGACUUUUUGUUCUGUGCCUUCUUGCCCCUGGAAGUGUUCUACAUGAUCACCUCACACUGGCCUUUUGGACUGUUCUUGUGCAAGCUCACCUCCUCAGCCCUGUUUCUCAACAUGUACAGCUGUGUGUUUCUGUUGGUUCUCAUCAGCGCUGAUCGCUGUUUAAUGAUUUCAUUUCCUGUGUGGUCACAUAACCACCGGACAGUGCGAAAAGCAUUUGGAGUUGUUGUCUUCAUGUGGGUCCUUUCUGCACUCCUAACGUUGCCCUCGCUGAUCUUCAGACAAACCACAGUCCACGGCUCAGUCACUCAGUGCCACACCAGUUACGUGAACCAUUCCAGACACAAGGCAGUGGUUCUGACUCGAUUCGUCUUCGGGUUCCUGAUUCCCUUCCUAAUGAUUGUGUUCUGCAGCUCGGUGCUCUGUGUGAAGCUGAGAAGUUUGACUAUCAAGUCAACAAAGCCUUACAAAAUCAUGGCGGCACUCAUCUUGUCAUUUUUCUUGUGCUGGGUCCCCUAUCAUAGCUUUGUUCUUUUAGAGUCAGACUUGACAAAUCACAGCCUGGAAGUACUUACAACUGGCCUGAAGGUGGGGGCCACCCUGGCUGCAGCAAACAGCUUCAUAUCACCAGUUCUCUAUGUGUUCAUUGGUAAUGACUUUAAACAAAUCCUAAAGCGGUCUUUGACAUCAAGGAUUGAGGAGGCAAUGGCAGAGGAUUUCCGUACAGGUCACUCAAAGUCUAAGUCAAUGGAAAUGAUCUGAAAUCAAGUUAAAACUUUUGCCAUCAAUGACAAGGAGUAUUUCACAGUACAGAACAUGAUUAUAGAGCUGGGUGAUAUUGACAAAAUCAUAUGUCAUGGCAUGUUUUACCUUAGAUGUGUUUUUUAUAAUGAUGAUAAAAUCUCAAUUUUUACACAAUAUCAAAUUUGCAUGACACAGUGUUGUUGAUCAGCUAUGAAUUAGCCACUGACAUUAAUUCUUGUGUCUUUCAACUUAAAAAAAAAAUGAUAUGUAUGAGUCUGAAUAAAUUGCUUGUGUGUUGUUAUGUUUGCAUAUCAGUUUGCUUCAAAUUGCCCCUUGCAGGACGAAUAAAGUAUUUUGAAUUGUAUUAAAUUAAUAAUUAACGAUAUAUUAUAAUUUGGUUGAGCUGACUGUA